AUGGACCUUAUCACUCUCCGCGAGAACGAAGCAGCCUUCGAUCGCUACAAAAUCCGGCCCCGGAUCCUAAUCAACGUCAACAAGAUCGACACAUCUACAGAGAUCUUGGGCACCAAAAUCUCCUUCCCCCUCGGCUUCAGCCCCGCCGCAUCGCAAAAGCUCGCCCACCCAGACGGAGAAGUUGCCGCAUCCCGCGCAGCCGCAAAAUACAACAUAUGCUUUGGCCUAUCCUCCUAUUCAAACUACUCACUCGAAGACGUCGCGGCACAAGGCUCAGGAAACCCCUACGUGAUGCAGGUGUGUAUGUUGAAGGAUCGCUCGAUCACUCUUCAACUCCUGGAACGUGCUGAAAAGGCGGGAUACAAGGCCCUCUUCCUCUCUGUCGACGUCCCAUUACUUGGCAAGCGGCUAAACGAGUACCGCAACAACUACACCCUCCCGGAGGACAUGUCAUGGCCCAACAUCCUCAGCCACGGGAAAGAUACCUCUAGUCGAACAGAUUAUGAUCCAAGCCUCGACUGGGAAACCACGAUCCCCUGGCUCCGAAAAAACACCAAGCUCCCGAUCUGGCUGAAAGGAGCUCUACAACUCACAUCCCACACAGUGUACACGCCCGAAGACGUCGAACUCGCGAUUCAAUACGGUGUCGACGGAGUCGUGAUCUCCAACCACGGCGGCCGCCAGCUCGACGGCGUCCCCGCGACAUUGGACGCGUUGAGGGAAUGCGCGCCGGUCGCGGCGGGACGGAUUUCGCUGGCAAUUGAUGGGGGGAUUCGACGGGGAUCGGACAUCUUCAAGGCUGUGGCGCUGGGAGCAUCGUGUUGUUUUGUGGGACGGAUUCCGAUUUGGGGGCUUGCGUGGAAUGGGCAAGAGGGUGUUGAAUUGGCUAUUAAGAUUCUGCUGCAGGAGUUCCGGAUUACGAUGGCGUUGGCGGGGUGUCGAUCUAUUAAGGAGAUUAGGAAGAGUCAUCUGUCCAUCCUCAAGUCUGAUGGAGUAUUAUCGAAGCUAUAG
Aspergillus alliaceus is the source of this 1011-nucleotide messenger RNA. RefSeq names its product alpha-hydroxy acid oxidase. Gene Ontology annotation, molecular function: oxidoreductase activity; FMN binding. Lineage: Eukaryota; Fungi; Ascomycota; Eurotiomycetes; Eurotiales; Aspergillaceae. Bases 1 to 1011 code for a protein of 336 amino acids. The transcript has 8 exons. The record is from RefSeq and is a predicted model, not a curated record.